AUGGAGGCCAGAGACGGCGGCUCAGCGCCCCUGCCGUGCUCCUACGCGCCACUGCCGGAGGAUGCCGAGGCCGCCACCACGGUGGGGCGCGCGCACCGGACUGCAGGCCCGCUCUGUGCCGCCCUGCUGCUGGCGACGGCAGUCGUGCUCCUCGUGGUUGCCGCGCUCGCCGGCGUCAGGGUCAACGGCCAGCUGCCCGCCGGUGGCAUCGUCGUCAUGUCUGACCACCAGACAACGGUCGACGCGGCGCCGAUGAGCACCAGCAGCCGGGGCCCUGACUCCGGCGUGUCAGAGAAGACGUCCGGCGCCGGCGCCCACGGCGGCAUGCUUGGGGCGGACGCCGGCGGCAACGCGUUCCCGUGGAGCAAUGCCAUGCUCCAGUGGCAGCGCACGGGUUUUCACUUCCAGCCCGAGAAGAACUGGAUGAACGACCCCAACGGUCCCGUGUACUACAAGGGAUGGUACCACCUCUUUUACCAGUACAACCCGGACAGUGCCAUCUGGGGCAACAAGAUCGCGUGGGGGCACGCCGCCUCCCGCGACUUGGUCCGGUGGCGCCACCUCCCCGUGGCAAUGUCCCCUGACCAAUGGUACGACAUCAAUGGCGUCUGGUCAGGCUCUGCCACCGUCCUCCCCGACGGCCGCAUCGUCAUGCUCUACACCGGCUCCACCAACGCAUCGGUCCAGGUCCAAUGCUUGGCUUUCCCCACCGACCCUUCCGACCCUUUGCUCAUCAACUGGACCAAGUAUGAGAACAACCCGGUGAUGUACCCGCCACCGGGCGUCGGGGAGAAGGACUUCAGGGACCCGACCACUGCGUGGUUUGAUGGUUCAGAUGACACAUGGCGGCUCGUCAUCGGCUCCAAGGAUGACCGCCAUGCCGGCAUGGUCAUGACCUAUAAGACCAAUGAUUUCAUCAACUAUGAGCUUGUCCCCGGGUUGCUUCACCGUGUUCCGGGGACGGGUAUGUGGGAGUGCAUUGAUUUGUACCCGGUCGGUGGUAAAAGGGGCAUUGACAUGACAGAGGUAGUGGCAGCGGCGUCCACCAAUGGCGGUGACGAUGUGUUGCACGUGAUGAAGGAGAGCUCUGACGAUGACCGGCACGACUACUAUGCGUUGGGGAGGUAUGACGCGGCAAAGAACACAUGGACGCCAUUGGACGCCGAUGCCGAUGUCGGCAUUGGGCUGAGGUAUGACUGGGGAAAGUUCUAUGCGUCCAAGACGUUCUAUGAUCCGGCGAAGAAGCGGCGUGUGCUGUGGGGGUGGGUCGGUGAGACCGACUCCGAGCACGCUGAUGUCGCCAAGGGAUGGGCCUCCCUCCAGUUGUUACUGUUGCAGUCGAUCCCUCGCACUGUGGUGCUGGACACCAAGACGGGGAGCAACCUCCUGCAGUGGCCCGUGGAGGAGGUGGAGACGCUCCGGACCAACUCCACCAACCUUGGAGGCGUUACCGUCGACCAUGGCUCCGUAUUCCCACUCAGCCUUCACCGUGCCACCCAGCUCGACAUCGAGGCCUCAUUUCGUCUUGACCAGCUUGACGUCGCCGCUUCCAAGGAGGCGGAUGUCGGCUACAACUGCAGCACCAGCGGUGGCACGACUGGACGGGGCACACUCGGUCCCUUCGGCCUCCUUGUGCUUGCUGAUGCCAGGCGCCAUGGUGGUGACAUGGAGCGGACCGGCGUCUACUUCUACGUGGCCAGAAGCCUCGACGGCGGCCUGCGCACACACUUCUGCCAUGACGAGAUGCGCUCAUCUCAUGCCAACGAUAUUGUCAAGAGGGUCGUAGGCAAUAUUGUCCCCGUGCUCAAUGGCGAGGAGUUUACGAUGAGGGUGCUAGUGGACCAUUCCAUUGUUGAGAGCUUUGCAAUGGGGGGGAGGUUGACGGCGACGUCACGGGUGUACCCAACGGAGGCCAUCUAUGCCAACGCUGGGGUCUACCUCUUCAACAACGCCACCAGCGCCCGGGUGAACGUCACAAGGCUCGUCGUCCAUGAGAUGGACUCCUCCUACAAUCAGGCCUACAUGGCCUCACUGUAA
Molecule: messenger RNA, 2037 nt
Organism: Triticum turgidum subsp. durum (durum wheat)
Lineage: Eukaryota; Viridiplantae; Streptophyta; Magnoliopsida; Poales; Poaceae
Source: the annotation of a GenBank genome assembly